AAAGCAUGUAUAAAUUAUUACAGAUUAUGAGCAAUCAUUUAGUAGAAUGUUAACAUGCAGCGAGUGUGCAUCUUAUUUAUUGUAGGAUUUGUUGUGUGUGUUAUGUCGGACUCGGAUGAUAAUGCGGAGGAGAAAAUAGUUUCUGCUAAGUCCACAACAAAUAAGAAGAAAACACUUAUGGAAUCAGAUUUAAAGAAAGAAACGAUGGCAAUAAUUAAGAAACUGUCUAGGGCAUUUAGAUACACUAUACACGAGAAAAAAGUUGCCCCUCAAUAUCGCUGGCUGUCUGAAGGGCCGACCGGAAUAUCAUUUGUGUCAAAGAAAAAAGGAAUCGAAUCAAAUUUAAAGGAAAAGAAAGAUACAUAUCUAAAUAAUACAGUUCCAAAUUUGGAGAAUAAAUUCCGCUUAUUUCAUGGGGAUGAAAAAUUUAACCAGUUCAAAAACAAUGCCACAAGACAGAAAUCUAAAAAGGAAGACUUUACAUUAAGCCUAGCCAGUGAAAGUGAUGAUUCGAAUAAUAAGAAAAAGAAAGAUAAAGAAAAAACUUCGAUGAAAGAUUUUAUUCGUCUGAAAAGCAUCGCUUCCUUAGCACCUAAUGCAAAGGAUAUUUCUUUAAUUAUGCGGAAAAAAGAUCCAUUCACUAAAGAAACUGGUUUCUACGUCUUCUUUGAAAAUUUGAGCAUUAACAAGCACAACUUUCGUUUAACGCCUGAUACCAGAAUAAGUGUUUGAUCCUCUCCGAAAAAGUCUGGAUCCUCCUCUCUUUUCCUCUUUUUUUUUUACUGUUUCUGUUAUACACUAUAUAUUAACAAAUUACAUUUUAAGAUAACCUAUGUAAAAUUUAAGCAAAUGAUCACGUGUUAUCGCAGUUAUUUUUUCUUCAUAGUAAUAUCUAA
This is a messenger RNA of Saccostrea cuccullata (small rock oyster), 896 nucleotides long. RefSeq lists its product as uncharacterized. The record is from RefSeq and is a predicted model, not a curated record. The transcript has 7 exons. NCBI's taxonomy places the organism in Eukaryota, Metazoa, Mollusca, Bivalvia, Ostreida, Ostreidae. The coding region runs from base 55 to 732 and encodes 225 amino acids.